AUGCCCUUAAGUGUUGAUGAUAACUGGAUGAGAGAGCUCACAGCCGGCAACACGGGUCUGUCGCCGAGCAUAACUGAAUCUCUGUACCGUGAAAUCGCCGAUGUGCCACUUGUGGAAGCCGUAGAGUGUGUACUCGCAGGCGACUUCCUAAGAAAAUGGAGGAGAGGGCGACCGUUGACACCAAAAAAUUAUACCAAUGACACAGAAUCGCAAGAUAAACAAUCAUCGGCAACCAAAGAUCUUGUUGUAAUACCUACAGGAAGAUCACAUGAACGGUUCUUCUGGGUAUCACGGGUAUGCGGAACAUACUUCUUAAGAUGGCAAUCUAGACGGAAACGGUCUAACGAAACUGUAUUCGCACUAUGCGGACUACACAGUAUAAGACGCGGUGACGAAGUCGAUAGCUUCGACAAUAAGAACAAACAUUAUGUUGCUGAUAAACUGGUAUUCAUACUCUCGGGGGCUGUGUCACUACGGAUCGCCGCAGACACGCCACGAGCAACACUCCUAUGGAUAGCAGGGAUAUACCACAUCGCAAGGCACGCAUGUGAUGAGUAUGCACGAGCAUGGAUUACAAAUUCUACCAAAAUAGCAGAAUUAUUCUCAUGCAAAGAUUUAGAUGGAAUACCCACAUUCAAAUCAAAAACUAUAGUCGAGGAACUAGAACGAAAGGAAAAUGUACUAAGCAAUAUACUAUCUACAAACAAGUCGCCGUCAGAUGGAGGGAUAACAUGGCCAGAUGACGUAGACGAAGUAGCUGCCUUGCUUGCGGAACUCAACCUUAUUAGAAGAAAUGAUACAGUGGAACCAAUAGUUACAGCUGUUAAGGAAAUUUUAGCCACACGGCAAUCGUGGUUACACAGACUUAUUCAAAGACUCAAUCAGGCAGAAUUCAGUAGGGUAGACAACCUAGUGAGGUUUGUUGCCGACUGUGCCUACCACCUGAAGGCUCUGGAUAUAACCUGUCAACGUUCAAGGCACAAGGUGUUCGUUCUUGACCCCUCACUGGAACCACAGGAAGCGGCACGUAUUAUAUUCGAUGUAGUCAAACAUUACUCAAUCAUUGUGGACGCCAAUGACUUCAAGGAUCAACCCAUACCUAAUGUGCAAUCGGAUGAUGCAAAUAACAAGAACACACAUAACAAUAAUAGUAAAGCUAAAAGCCAAUCAUGCUGUUGGAAAAGAUCUCCCAGAAGGAAAGGAGGAAAAAAGUCGAUGGAUGACGCAAUCCAGGAUGACACCGAAGUCACUAAUCUGGAACAUCCAUAUAUGCAUGAUGCCGAUAUGGAUAGCGACGUUGAGGCUCAUGAAGAAACACCGACGACCGUUGAUAAGUCUCUAUGGCGGGAAAGGGAUCCCCUGCAACCUAUACAGAACGAACAGUACCAGCUGUUCCUAGAGACAGUACAGGGAGCGGACAGAAUGGAAACUGCGGAAAGCUUGAUAGAGGUGAUGACAAGCUCCGCUGCAGGACCCAUUACCACACAAAAGGCUGUGGAAACCAAAAGCGGCCGUGGACUUUGCGUUAAAACAAAUAAAACACAUGUACCCGUAAAGCUACUCACAGUCAUGGGCUUCCAUUGGUCUCUCGCUCAAAAAUUCAACACCCUAGCAAUGCCACAAGACGCUCUAGAGAUUGCUAAUAUGCUGAAAUACCCACUCAACGCAUUCUGGAUUGCAAGCUCACACAACACGUAUCUAACGGGGAACCAAGUCGGAGGGGCAGCAACGGCCGGGGCACUGGCAGACGCACUCCUCAGAGGAUGCAGAUGCAUCGAGUUGGAUUGCCAAGAUGGUGCUUACGGAGAACCGGUACUUUGCCACUCGUGGAAAAACUGCCAACUCACAGGAUCGGUCACCCUCAGGGAGGCACUCCUUGCGUGCAAGGAAACUGCAUUCAGGACUUCGAAACUGCCCGUUAUACUAUCUAUGCAGAUGACGUGUACCGAUGAGUGUAAGAGCAAAACCGCAGAAAUGUGUAAAUCAAUACUCGGAGAUGAACUAUACGUACCGGAUCCUAAGGACCCAGUUGAUUUUGUGGCAGCAGUCCCAAUAGGUUCACUGCUAUCUAAGUUCAUUAUCAAGGGUAAGAUGAGAAUUGAGGGUGUGCCGAAAAAUCCUGAAGCUGAAAAGGAAUGGAUGUCAGUUGUGGCACUGCACGGUUACAGGAUGAACGAUUUAACGCCGGACACCUUGCAGAACGUAAAACGUAACGACGUAUACAGCAUGAAAGAAAGCAAGUUUUCCAAAGUCGCACCACAUCAAGAGUUCUUGAGGCAAUUCACGGAUAUAUCGAUGAUCAGAGUAUUCCCCUCCAGUACCAGAGUCGCAAGCACGAACUUCUGCCCACUCAACGCAUGGGCGGCAGGGAUCCAGUUUGUGGCACUCAACUACCAGUCUUGCGAUCGGUCGAUGCUUAUCAACUAUGGAAAGUUUAAUCAGAGCUUCGGAUAUGUCCUGAAACCGCCUGAACUUAGGCCAAUAUCCUUCAGGAAUGAAGAAUGCCCUAACUACUUCUGCAAUAGACCAAUUACUCUCAAAAUACAUGUAUUAUCUGCGUCACAGCUAUCGCCGCCAAACGAGGGACUGGAGCAGACCAAUUUUGCUAACGCAUUGGAAAACAUAUUGUACUCAAUACACCAGGGUGGUACAGUGCUUAACCUGGAUGAGGUGGCCAGAAGAAUGGGCAAACCUCGCAAGCCGCAACCUCCAAACGCAAAGGAACGAAUGGAACUCCAAAAUGCUAUAGAAGAGGGACUACAGGUAGAUGAUGACAAAAACGUUACCCUGGGUAAGGUAUUCGAAAAAUCUGCAGAUAUAGUAGUGGCACAAUGUGAUACGUGCUGUCCGUUCGUAGAGGUUGCCGUUGUAGGCGAGGGUGAGCGUAUACAACGCACUGAAAUAGUAAAUUUUAACGGAUUCAAUCCCGUAUGGGCAGACACUACACCGCCAUUUGAGUUUCUCGUCAAGAACCCAAACCUCGCUAUACUGCUGCUCACGGUCAAGCACUACGAUAAUGUAGGAACGCAACUCAUAGGACAGACUGCACUGCCGGUUAACAGAAUACGUCCUGGAAUAAGAUGGGCGCAAUUGCUCGACCAGCGAUUGAUGGAAAUUGAUUGCUGCGGCCUACUUCUGCACAUCGAAAUUGCAUACGCAAAUUGA
Messenger RNA from Babesia sp. Xinjiang, 3165 nucleotides. RefSeq names its product 1-phosphatidylinositol 4. The transcript has a single exon. NCBI's taxonomy places the organism in Eukaryota, Apicomplexa, Aconoidasida, Piroplasmida, Babesiidae. The record is from RefSeq and is a predicted model, not a curated record. Gene Ontology annotation, biological process: lipid metabolic process; phosphatidylinositol-mediated signaling. Gene Ontology annotation, molecular function: phosphatidylinositol-4,5-bisphosphate phospholipase C activity. The coding region runs from base 1 to 3165 and encodes 1054 amino acids.